AAUGAUGAAUCUCAGAAGACUGACGAGGAGAUCGAACUCGAGUUGGAAGGAGGACAAGAUAAGGAAGAAAGGAAGUCGGAGAAGGGACAAACAGAUGAACAGAAGGUCGCACAUGAUUUGGAUAAAGCGCUCAAAGCCGAAAGGAAUCGCGAAGAAGAAAAACCCAUAACAGCUCAAUCUGCAAAACCGACAACACCCAGCGAGACUACUGGAAUAGCCACGGUGCAAAAAGUUGAAAAAGAUAAAGGAAGACAAACCAUUGAAGUAAAACGAGAUGAAGCAUACAAAGAGAGAGACAUAUUUGAGGACGAGACGGCUUCAGAGGAAGAGGACUCCAAACGAGUGUUGUCUGAUGAAGAAAUGGAGCUUGCCGAGUUGGCUCAAAAUGCGAAGAAUGUUGACGACAAGGAAGGUAAGGAGCCAGUAACAGAAAAGCCCACAAUAUCCACGCCAAAAGAAAUAGUCGUUACGGUGAACAAGAUCCCCAAGGUGACAGCGCAGGUAAUCAAUGAAAAGAGCAAAAUGCCGCUGAGUAAGGAAGUAACGAAGAAAGAAGAAAAGAAACUAAAGGAGGAGCUGCAAAAUGAGCAGGAACAGGAGAAAGCAGCAGCUCAACCCGUGAUUGUAAAAGUAGAGAAGCUCGGGAAUAGGCCUGGUACCAAGCCAAAACAGGAGGAGAAGAAGACGGUCAGUAAAGAAGCUUUACAAGAAGCAGAACUUGAAGACGAGGCGGAAGCAUGAGUGCAACUCCUGGGUGCUUAAAACGUUUGAUGAGAAUUAGCUGUGAUGGUGUUCCUAAGAAAUAGAAUACCGAUAAAAAACGCAUUUUGCAUACUUUUAAAAAUAGUAUUGUUCUUUCUAACAACCGUAGUGAAAGGCUUUCUCAUUUGAGAAUAUAUACCCGUCAGAAAUGGAAAAAAAAAAAACCCGUAGAACAGUUUUGUAAGCGUUCUCUUGCUGCAACCAUAGUGAGAACAGUAAAAGUUUUCUCGUACGAAUAUAAUCCAAUGGUGAGAAUGUUCAUCAAUCAUAAAAAAGCUUUAUCAAAGAUAUAAUGCCUGUUCAAACAGUUUACACACCAUUAAUAAAGUAGUUUUUUUCUCAGUUA
Stylophora pistillata is the source of this 1108-nucleotide messenger RNA. RefSeq lists its product as uncharacterized. NCBI's taxonomy places the organism in Eukaryota, Metazoa, Cnidaria, Anthozoa, Scleractinia, Pocilloporidae. The record is from RefSeq and is a predicted model, not a curated record.